GUCUUCAAGAAUUAUAAGCGUGUUUAUAUAUAAAUAUCAAAAUGAAUAUAAAAUUCAUUACUUUAAUAUGUUUAGUAUAUUGUAUUGCAAAAGUAAACUCUAUCGAUCCGGCCGAUGAAGCUAUUGCAAAAUCCUUGAUACCCGCAAGAGUUUUCAAUUGGAAUAAAAAAGUAAAUCGACCUUCUAUCUGGCGUCAAACGGAAAUAGAGAAAGAAUUAUUGGCUCUUAAUUUUUCACCUAAACUUGUGAAAGAUCUUAUUAGAAACUCUGCUCAUGAUUACUUGCCUGCUAGUCUAAAAUCAUAUAACCCUAUGAACGACCCUAACAUCGACGAGGAUGGUCUUUUCGAUGGAUAUAAGUGUAAACGUAUCCCAGGGGAAGAACAGGAAGCAGUAAUCGUGUUCCAUUUUGAUAACACAAAUAUGCCUGAAAAUAUGAAGGCUGACCCAGGAUUUAUAGUAUUCUUCUAUGAUGGAGCAAUUGAAGAUUAUCAAAGGAUUAGCGAAUCUGAUGAACAUGCUGCAAAUGCCUUGAAACCUGCAAGGGUUUCGAAAUGGGGUCAUUGGCUAUCUCCGCCGCCUGAACCUUAUAUAAAAGAAGCAACGAAACAAUUGAUUGGGUGUGGUUUUUCACCUGAACUUGUGGAUGUUCUUAUGAAAAACUCAUAUGAGAAACAAUGGCCUGCUGCUCUAUAUUUGUAUAUGUAUACCACGGACCCAAACAAAAGGCACACUCUUUUGGAUAGAUAUAGGUGUAAACGUAUCCCAGGAGAUUAUGAAGGAGUAAUCAUAUUCCAUUAUAAUAACAAGGAUAUGCCUGAAAAGUUCAAGGCUAAUCCAGGAUUUGUAGUAAUGUUCGGCGAUGGAGCAAUAGAUAAAUUCGUGCCGCGGGCAGAUUCUGCUAGAAUUUCUGGUGUGGAUAAUUUGUGUAAUAUAUUACAAUAAUAUAAUAUAAUGUAACAUAUUACGAUAAUUAAAUAUCGAGUUUA
Molecule: messenger RNA, 988 nt
Organism: Adelges cooleyi (spruce gall adelgid)
Lineage: Eukaryota; Metazoa; Arthropoda; Insecta; Hemiptera; Adelgidae
Exons: 5
Coding region: 42-944 (300 amino acids)
Biological process (GO): protein ubiquitination
Molecular function (GO): ubiquitin protein ligase activity
Source: RefSeq, a predicted model, not a curated record